CCUCAGCUGAUUGUAGUCAUAGCUAAGUCUUAUUGCACAGCUUAUUACUUUCAGAUGUAACCAUGGUGGGGUCAUUUUGGGACAAGGUUAUGGCACACGACUUAAGUUCAACCAAUCUUAUAGUAUUCUCAACGGUGGUUGGAUUUGCUGUCUGUUACUAUGUAUUCCGCAGACGUAAUGCUUCCGACUCAUCCUCCAUAUCCCAAAGUGACCUCGACAAACUACUGCAACAAAGACAAUCAAACAUCAAUUCAGGAAACAUUCGCAGGAUCAGUGCCUCACAAGACGCGAACUUUGUGGAAAAAAUGAAACGCACUGGGAAGAAUAUAGUUUUCUUUUAUGGAUCUCAAACGGGAACAGCAGAAGAGUUCGCAACGCGUUUGGCCAAGUCAGCCCAGAAAUACGGUAUGAAGGGAUUUGCAUACGACACUGAAAACGUAGAAGACUGGGAUAUUUUGGCAGAUCUUCCUACUGAAGUGGAGAAAGGCUUCGCAGUUUUUUGCAUGGCUACGUACGGAGAAGGUGAACCAACAGAUAAUGCUAUGCAGUUCCACGCUUGGCUCAAGGACGCUGAUAUUUCUCUGCCAGAACUGAAGUACUGUGUUUUCGGUUUAGGCAAUCGAACCUACGAGCACUUCAAUUCAAUGGGAAAAUUCGUCGACAGUCAGUUGACCAAACUAGGAGCAGAUAGGCUAUGUGAAUUGGGACUAGGCGACGAUGAUCAAAACAUUGAAGAUGAUUUUGUGCAAUGGCAAGAGAAUAACUUUUGGCCAGCUGUGUGUAAGAGCUUCAAUAUCGAAUCAACUGGAGAAUUUACAUCUGUUAGGCAGUUUGCUCUAAAAGAGGUGCCUGACUCGAACAGAUUGUUUACUGGGGAACCACUAAGGUUUCAGUCUUAUGAGAGGCAGAGGCCUCCGUUUGAUUCCAAGAACCCUUUCUUGGCAAAUUUGAUCACAGAAAGAAAGCUAAACUUGGAUGAUGAAAGAUAUUUCAUGCACAUUGAACUAGAUAUGACGGGAUCGAAAUUAAGAUACGAGUCGGGAGAUCAUGUGGCAGUUUUGCCGGUGAAUCAAGAAAAUACUGUGAACAAAUUGGCAAAGGUUCUCGAAAUAGAGGAUCUAAACAAGGUGUUUAACUUGGAGAAUGUUGAUCCCGACGACUCGAAGAAAAGUCCUUUUCCCUGCCCAACCACAUACAGGGUUGCCUUUUCUCACUAUUUAGAUAUAUCAACGCACCCAACAACUCAUAUGUGCAGAGAGUUAGCUGAAUAUGCAACAAAUGAAGAGCAGAAAAAGUUUUUGAUGGAAUUGUCUAGUAGCUCUGUAGAAGGAAAAGAAAAGUACAAAGAGUGGAUCAAGACAGAAAACAGAACUAUAGUUGAAGUACUGGAAGAUCUGGACUCGGUUAAGAUUCCAGCUGACCAUCUCUGCGAGUUGUUGCCUCGACUACAAGUCAGGUACUACUCCAUAUCGUCUUCGUCUAGAAUGUACCCUAGUCACGUGCACAUUACAGCAGUAUUAGUAGAUUACAAAACUCCUAUUGGAAGAGAAGUUAAAGGAGUUUGCACACAGUAUCUUUUAGACAAGGCUGCCGAAAAGCAAUCAGAGGAAUCGCAGUUGGAUAAAGUUGCAUGUUUUAUUCGCAAAUCGCAGUUUCGCCUUCCGAUGAAAAGCUCAGUGCCCAUAAUCAUGAUCGGACCUGGAACUGGGUUCGCGCCUUUUAGAGGUUUCCUCCAAGAAAAACAGUGGCAGAAGGAACAAGGAAAGCCUUUGGGAGAAGUUGUGUUAUACUAUGGAUGUAGAAAAGAGGCGACGGAUUUUAUUUACAGAGACGAAGUAGAAUCAUGGGUGGAACAAGGUGUUAUUACGCAUCUGUGCACAGCAUUCAGUCGCGACCAGGAAUCCAAAGUAUAUGUGCAGAAUAGGCUGGCUCAAAACGGUGAAGCUACUUGGGAUUUGCUGAAGCGAGGUGCUCAUAUUUAUGUUUGCGGUGACGCUAAAAACAUGGCUCGAGAUGUUUAUGCUUGUCUCGAGAAUAUAAUUUCCACUCAUGGAGAAAUGAGUCUCGAACAGGCUACUCAAUACUUGAAGAACAUGUCAGUGAAAGGAAGGUACUCUGCCGACGUUUGGAGCUAAUCCUGUUACGAGAACAAGUUUUUGUUUGCCUUGGAUCGUUUGGACAGGGGUUAAUCGGUAGCUAAUAUCUGGAGCUUAUCUAAAUUCGGCAUAUCGUUGUGAUUGAUCCGACCACGUGAUUUAUAACAUAUUUAUGCCUCUCAAACUACUUUAUUUCCAUGAACUGAGUUUGAUAUGAUUUCAAAAGUUUUUGAUGGUCGGAAAAUCAGUCUUUUGGAAUCCGUAUUAUCUAGAUAUAGAUUUAGUCUAGGGCCUUUUUUCUUUUUUUUUACCCGCAAUUUUCAUUCUUAAUUUUUGCCCAUACUCCAAAUCAACUGAUAUUUUCAUUUUUUAAGCAACGUAACUCCAACAUACACUAGUAAAAUUGUUGUUUUCACAAAAAUCUACAUUUUUGUAAAGCGGGAGAAAAAAAAAGAAAAGGCAAUUUCAGUGUCAACUAUUGACCCUCAAAUUUUAAUGAAUUUAUUGAUCAAUCUCGCCUAGAAGUUGAUCUCGCCUUUCUAGUUUAUACAAACCAAGCAGUGAUAUAAUACAAAGCCAUUUUCUUAAUGAAUUCUGAAAGCUAGAUCUUGAGAUUGCUUUGCACUAAAUGUGUUAAUUUAGCGCUAAAGAAAAAAUCGCUCUGAUUGGUUUAAAUAUUAAUGAAUAAAUUUAUGAUUUAUGAAGAUCGGAUAACUUUCAUGUUCUUGUUUUUCAGAAAACUUGCAAAUUUUUUUAACGGAUUUUGCUUCUUUUUCUGGAGGUUUAAAUGCGGUUUUCAAUUUUCAGGGCUCCUGGAAUUGGAAUCCUAAAAUAAUCUAUUUUCUUUUUUUUUUUCGCAAAUGUUGAUUUAGUAAAAAUGACUUCGAUAAUAAACAUUUUAUUUUAAGGUUUUAAAAGAUUUUUAAAAUUGACUUUAAAUUUUAUUGGAUAACUUAAAACUUUAUUUUAACAAUUUUAUUAAAAAAAAGGCGAUAAUAAAAACUUCGAUGAUAAAAAGUUCUAUAAUUAAAAUUCGAAGAGCAGUAAUUUAAUCUAUAAAAUUUGAAAUUGAAAAAGUUUAGUUUUUUGAUCCUCGAGUUCUAUAACAUUUUUCAAUGACGACACUGUCAUCUAGUAUAAGUGUUGAAGAAAAGGCCGCAUGCUCCAAACUCGUGGUCGUGUUGUUUAGAGUAAAAAUAUCAAAUAUUGUGUACGAUCGUUUUGGUAGCUCAAUUUUUUUUAACCCUGUUAGCUUGUGAUUAGCAAGCUUUAUCAAUUCGGAACGUAGACUUUUUCAGAUCAAAACUUGUCUACAGUCUCACUGAAUCAAUUGAUAGCCUAAUUUUCAAGUACAGCGUCCGAUUUCACUUAGUUGCCGCAGAGAUAAAGUCACUGUUCUGGUUUUCAUAGUUCUCAGAUUUGAAUCGAGCUGAGACCUUAUUUUGCAAGCUGAAAAUGAUCUACUGUAAAAACUAAUGGGCAGGCUAUCAGUUGACCGACUGUUGUAUGUCGACUUAGUUAUCCCAGCAAGGUUUAUGUAUUCUAUUUACGAUAUUUUAAUCGUUUUGCUGUAAUAUUCUACUGAUGCUGAUAAAUUGUAUUUAAAAAAUGCUGAAUUGAAACUUGUAAAUAUAAGUCUGUCUUUUUUCGUAUAUGAUGUAGAAGGUUGCUUCUAGAGCUUAAAUUGAUAAAUGAUUUUCAAAGAUGAAUAGA
Molecule: messenger RNA, 3809 nt
Organism: Symsagittifera roscoffensis
Lineage: Eukaryota; Metazoa; Xenacoelomorpha; Acoela; Convolutidae
Product: NADPH--cytochrome P450 reductase-like
Exons: 1
Coding region: 63-2135 (690 amino acids)
Biological process (GO): response to hormone
Cellular component (GO): cytosol
Molecular function (GO): flavin adenine dinucleotide binding; NADPH-hemoprotein reductase activity; FMN binding
Source: RefSeq, a predicted model, not a curated record